Messenger RNA from Clupea harengus (Atlantic herring), 2042 nucleotides. RefSeq lists its product as uncharacterized. Bases 168 to 2042 code for a protein of 624 amino acids. NCBI's taxonomy places the organism in Eukaryota, Metazoa, Chordata, Actinopteri, Clupeiformes, Clupeidae. The transcript is spliced from 12 exons. The record is from RefSeq and is a predicted model, not a curated record.
CCAGUCAGAAUCCAGCUGAGCCUGUGAGAGAUACAGCCCAGGGUGCUGAAUUUUCUCCUUCAGAUCCUGAGACAGAUGACAGUCGUAGUGAGCUCCAGCUGCUGCAGUGUGAGUUGGCGGAGGUGAAACACGUCUGUCAGAAGCUCCGUGAUCAGAAUGCAGUGCUGAUGAGGGCUGUUGCCCAUGGCGAUGACCUCAACCUACAGCUCACCAUGGAGAUGACCGAGUUACGCACCAAACUGGCCAGUGCCCAGCUGGCGGCAGUGAGAGCGCAGUCCUUGGCUGAGGAGCUGGAUGAGGUGCGUCAGGCUCUGAGGGAGAGUCAGGACCAGGAGAGAGUCACCCAUGCCGCCAUCAGCUCUCUGGUAAAAGAAAAUGAAAACUUGAAAGCCCAGCUGAAUGCCAUUGAAGAAAAGAAUGAGAGGUGGAGUCUGGAGAGGAGUAUGGCUGAGGAGCAGCUGAACAAACUGAGGAAGGCCAACGCACACAUUAAGGGUCUGCAGGCAGAGUUGCUGAGGUUGCAGGAACAGUCCUGCAAAACGCUGCUCAGGUUGGAGAGCCACUCUCUGUGCAAUCCAUUAAGGAGGGGUGGGACCAUCCCUAACCAUCACUCCCUACAGCAGGAGCUCCAGAAUCUUCAGACGGGCGGCGUUGUAGAGGAGGGCGGGGCCUCGGAUCUUCACCCCACCCUCAGGAACAUCAUCCACAGGAUCAAAGCCUACGAGACGGAUGCUACGGAGAGUAUGCCUGAUGCUGGGGAACUGAACAGCCUUCAGUGCCUACAGGAAACAUCCAGCAGUAAACAGCAGCUAAUCAACCUGUUGCGUAAUGUAGAGCAACAGCAGCGUGCACUGUGGGCGGGACAUGUGGAGGGGGUGGAGCGUCGUGCUCCAGAGGUGCACUGUUCAGCACUGACCAGCAGGGGGCUCUGUGCCUCCACACACACUGUACUGGAGGCUGAGCUGGAACACACACACACAGCGCUGGAGCACACUCAGACGGCCCUCAUACACUUCAGGACUCAGGUCCAUCAGCUAGAGGCUGAGCUGAGGACAGGACGGCAGCUACACACACACUUCACCUGCACAGACACACACAAAUGUGCACACACACACACAUGUGCCCACACUGACACCGCAAGCCCAGGAAGUCAGACCUCACACACGGCAACUCCAGGAGCUCAAACACCACAGACCUCACAAACUUUACAGACUCAAACUUUACAGACUCAAACUUCAGAGACAGGAACUCAAACUUUACAGACUCAAACUUCACAGACUCAAACUCCAGAGACAGGAACUCAAACUUUACAGACUCAAACUUCACAGACUCAAACUCCAGAGACAGGAACUCAAACUUUACAGACUCAACCUUUACAGACUCAAACUUUACAGACUCAAACUUUACAGACUCAAAUUCCAGAGACAGGAACUCAAACUUUACAGACUCAAACUUUACAGACUCAAAUUCCAGAGACAGAAACUCAAACUUUACAGACUCAAACUUUACAGACUCAAACUUCAGAGACAGGAACUCAAACAUUACAGACUCAAAUUCCAGAGACAGGAACUCAAACUUUACAGACUCAAACAUUACAGACUCAAACUCCAGACACAGGAACUCAAACUUUACAGACUGAAACUCCAGACACAGGAACUCAAACUUUACAGACUGAAACUUCAGAGACAGGAUCUCAAACUUUACAAAAAGCAGGAUGGCCAAAAGACGCAGCCUUGGCCACUGAGCUGAGCGGGGUGAGUGUGGCUACUGCGGUGGAUGGGAGAGUGGGUGUGGUCUCUCACGUGGCUGUAGACGUGCUGCUGGACUUCCUCCAGAGGAUGGAGGCAAUGGUGGGGCGCGCCCUACAGGCCGCUCAGCGCCUGACAGAGGGGGGCAGGAGGGUGGGGGAAGUCAGACGCCGAAUGGAGGAGCUCAAACACAAAAAUCACAUGACCCAGCGCAACCAAUCACAAGACAACAUGACCCAGCGCAACCAAUCAGAAGACAACAUGACCCAGUGCAGCAGGUUCCUGUUGGACUGA